GUUGUGACGUCACGGCGCGUCCGCCAGCUGAGCGUUCGCCCGGAAGUGAUGCGGCGGAGGCAGAGCCGGCCGGAGCCGCCGAGCUUGAGUCAGAUAAUUACAGAUCUGGGUUGAAACCUUCCCGGGGAGUGAUCACAAAAGCCAGGAUUUGCAGACGUGCUCCCAUCGCUCACUCGCACCUUGGCUUCCCCCCUCCAUGGGAAAGGUUGUGGAACCUCCUGGCUGUUGGAGUCAGUUGAUAUCUUACCUGAGUUAUAUUCAGCUGAACAUAGUGGAUGAAGGCGCCUCAGACACUUCAAGCAUUAUAUGUGGAACCCAGGGAGCCUGAAGGAAGCUGUGAAGCUAAUGGAAUGAUUCCCUGUGUAGCUGAAACUACGAGUAGGAUUGUGCUCUGAAAAUCUCAGCAGAGAGGAGGAAGGAAGAACUUACUGCAGGGAAGAGCAGUGCUGGCAGUGCCCAGGCAGGAACUGUUCAGGUGCAGCACUGGGCUCCUGGUUAGCUGAGUGCUGCUAAUGGCAUGGUGAGAUGUGUUGAAGAGCAGCUGCGAGGGUGUCCAAGGGCAGGGGGACUGCGCUAGGAGCUGGUGUGCAACAUCAUGGGCCAGUGCGUCACCAAGUGCAAGAAUCCUUCUUCCACCCUGGGCAGCAAAAAUGGGGAAAGGGAAUCCAGCAGCAAGUCCCACAAGAGAAGUGCAGUCCACAAAGACGACCAUGGCUCAGCUUGUGGGAAGGCUUCAGGAGACAUCCUUGUGAAUGGGACAAAGAAAACGGACACUGCUUUAGAGUCCAGUCAGCCCCCGACGUUUUCUGGAGACACAAAGAAAGACUCUGUUUGCAGCGCAGAAGAAUCUUCACUCCAAAGGAUUGGGGAGUUGUUUAGGAGGUACAAGGAUGAACGGGAAGAUGCCAUACUGGAAGAAGGGAUGGAACGAUUUUGCAAUGACCUCUGUGUUGAUCCCACUGAAUUUAAAGUACUAGUUUUGGCUUGGAAAUUCCAGGCUGCUACCAUGUGCAAAUUUACAAGGAAGGAGUUUUUUGAAGGCUGCAAAGCAAUAAACGCAGACAGCAUUGAUGGCAUUUGUGCAAGGUUCCCCAGCCUCCUAAACGAAGCCAAGCAGGAAGAUAAAUUCAAGGAUCUCUACCGUUUCACCUUCCAGUUUGGCCUGGACUCUGAAGAAGGACAGAGGUCGCUACAUCGGGAAAUAGCCAUUGCCCUUUGGAAAUUAGUCUUCACCCAAAACAAGCCCCCUAUUUUGGACCAGUGGUUACACUUCCUAAUCAAGAACCCCUCAGGAAUCAAGGGAAUCUCCCGGGACACGUGGAACAUGUUUCUAAAUUUUACUCAGGUGAUUGGACCGGACCUUAGCAAUUACAGCGAGGACGAGGCCUGGCCGAGUCUCUUCGAUACCUUUGUGGAGUGGGAAAUGGAGCGAAGGAAAAAGGAAGAGGAAACCAAAUGUGUUUCAUCUUUGGACACAGAGGGCCUGUGUGAGGAACAGACUUAGCAGUGUCCAAGCAGCAGUGAUGAAAGCAACUUGUUGCCCUUCACAAAAUAUAAACUCUGGAUGUUUCUGGAAAUUACCGAGGCUCCAGAUUUUUCUACUUUACACCUUUUUCUGCCUUGUCUUUGAAAGGGCUCUAAAAUGCUGUAUCAUGUUUUAGGCACUUUCUUAAUUUUGGUUAUUCCUUUUACUCUUGCCCUGAAAUAUUUGACCCUGGCUACAAGUUAAGCGUUUUUGGGGGUUGUUUUUUUUUUAAGACUUCAGAUUAGUAUAAGUAAGUCUGAUAUUUCUUGCACAAUGUAGAUCUUUUUAGUUAGGUUAAAUUAACAUUGCUAAGUUAUACAGUGCCAGAUUAAGUUUUUCAUACUACAUCUGUCAGGGCAGGUCUGUACUGUGUGUAGUGCUGUUUACAUUGUUGAAAUUUUAGGCUAUAAUAAUUUUAAGGUUUUAUACCAAGAUGAACAGCAGUGUUAACUAUAAAUGCAUUAAUCCCAGGUAAUAAGGCUCUAAAAACCAACAUAAGCAACAGCUUUUUGUAAUAUGGCUAAUUCUCAUUUUGAGCUAACUCUUAGUGAAUGAGUCCAGAUCAUUCCUUUUUUUGGACUUUCAAACUAAAUGUUGGGAUUGUUUUAUAAAAUUACUGUACCUGUCAGUCAACUGAGUGGUAGAUGAUGAUUUGUAUCUAAAUCUCUUUACACGUUCGUGUAAUAAAAGAGCAGUACUACCUCAGUUUUAUUGAAAGUGGACUUGUUGAUGGACUUCCAUUUUCUCUGGAAGUUGUAUUUUUGUGGUUACAUGAGAAUAUUUUUACUUGACUAAAAGAACCAAAGGUUCUGCUUCUUAAGUUUGCUAAACAUUGACAGAAGCAACACACAAAUCCUAAGUCUUCAAGGAAAACUGUGGUAUAAUUCUGCUUUAAUUUGUUUGAUUUAUACCUAAAGUAUUACCUUACUUGUCUGGCAAGCACAGUACUUCUAUGUAAGGAACUAUCUUUUGCAUUAAUAUUGACGAACCAAUUUUUUAAAACCUAUGUUUAAUUGCUAAAUUGCAGUUAAUACUCCACACUUUCUGGAGAAACAAUAUCGGCAUCUGAUGACAAAGUGAAUUCUUAAUGUGUUCUUAAUGACAACAGUGUAGAUGAGUCAUUUUUAGACUGAUUUGAUAAUAUUUGGAUAGGAGUCAAUUUAUUAUUUUACAAUGCCUGUAUUGGGACUAUUUGCCUGUUGAAAUUGUUGUGACUUAAAGGGAGUUUUAUUAACACUGGUUGAAACUUUUUUGGUUAUUGAUGCUACCUUUUUCAAUUUUAGUAUGUCAACUUUUUUACACCUUUUGGUAAAAGGAAUGAUUGCCAAGGCUUUCUCUAUAGCCAAGUGCUGGCUUAGUUAAUUUGAUGAACUUCCGUUACACACCUUUUAUUUUCAGAGCUGCAUUCCGGGAUCAUAAAAUGACUUCAUCUGAAAAAACCAAACCAAAAAAAAAAAAAAAAAGCCUAGACAUUCAUCCAUAGCAUCUAAUGGCUUUUGUGCUGUAAGGGUUUUAAAGCUGAAGGGAAACAGGUUUUAACUGGUGAGCUUGUCACCAGAUCCAGGAUGUUGUGCUUUGCACAUGUGCUGUGCCCCAGAGGGGUUAACAGAGAGAGGAGCAGGAUCUGCCCCAGUUCUGGGACUGGCUUUGCUGGUGUGCAGCCUCUGCAAUAACUUGGCUCUGAGGUCAUAAAUCACUAACAAAAUGUGGGUAAUGGAAACUGUUUAAAAACAAACCCACAAGCCACAGAUAGCAUCUCUUUCAUCUAAUUAAAGGAGAGUUUGGUCCAUGCUGCUCUUGCUGGAAGACAAGCUGUGGAAAACAAAUGUGGUUGUUUUAGAUGCAGCUGAGUCUGUCCCUUGGCAGGAGAGCCCUGAAGUUGCUGUUUCAUGGGUAAAUAUGCCCAAAGCUUUGUCCUUGCUACUAUAACCUUCCAAGCUACUGUGGCACGAGCACUGUUUGGCAGCAAAACCUGAUUCUGGUUUGGUGAGCAGAGCAGGCCAAAGCACUUGUGCUGGUGUUGUUGAAUUUAUGGUGAGACUUUUGUUGGUGCUGUUACUUUUUAAAAACUAAAAUAAAUUCCCCAACAGAGGCUGCUUUGUUAGGAAAAGUUCCAAAAGAAGACUGUAUUUCUAAGUUUGAGACUUCAUUCGUUCAGCUAUUAAAAGCUUUGUUCGUCACUUAAGGGUUUUUUUUUCCUAAAGGAAAAUUAGAAUGUCCAGAGUGUGAAGACUCUUCAGUUGACAGCCAGUGCAUGCCUGCACACCAGAUCAGGGCAGGGGCUGCUUCUCAUUUACAUGCUAACAUGCAGCAGCUCCAAAGGAUGAGGGAUAGAGCUUUUUUAGGAAGAUGUUUAUCUUGUGGUUGGAAUGUGGACAGCAGGGAAGAAAUCAAUCUGUAGCACUUCAAGCUCAGCCCAUUUAAUGUAUCAGAUGUAAUACAGCUUCUUUUUAAGGCAGAGGUGAACACACAGGAAGGGAAAAUCUGGUUUCCUGUUGGGGAAAGGACCAUUGCCAGUGGCUGAGUUUCCAUGUGUUCAGUGUGGGGGGACAGCCCUACUCCUGCUCUUCUGCUUCCAGGAGCAGGAGCAACUCCACCCCCUGGACAGAAUACUUGCAAAAAUAGCCAAAUGAUCUAUCUAGCAAAGUACCACUUAUUUUUAGCCUAAUCUCAGUCUUUUAAUUACCAUUUACAGAAUGCAAACCAGACCUGUAUCAGCUUUAAGCUCUGAACCAGGAGCUGGAGGUGCAGCUCUUUGACAGUGCUGACAGUGAACAAGGCUGUCAGACCUUCCUUGGAUUGCCUGGUGAUUUUGGGAUCCUAAAUGAGACUCAGCCAUGCUCUGUAAUGCUGGGGUGGGGGACUGGGGUUUGCACAGGUUUCUGAGAAGUCUUUCAUAAUAUUGGAGCCUCUGAAAAUAUGUUUGUUUAAUGGUUAAACUGUGAAUAUCUGUGGAACAGGCCAAAUACAUUCACUCUUCAUUUUUAUAUAAUUUAAAUCUUUAUUGUGUAGGGCACAGGACUGUAAGUGAGCAGUGAUGCUGAUGAAAUCCUUGAAACCAUUGCAACUGUUUAAUUUUUAUUUUUUUUUUAAUUAGAGUAUGCAUUAGGGAACUUUAUGCAUGUAGUGAAUCUGCUGCAACUUGGGAUAAAUAACUAUAGGUAACUAUAUAGUUAUAGUAAUAUACUGGAAAACUGGUCUGACAUCCACAGUCUGUGGCAUUUUACUGCCUUCUCUUAUAUGCAAAGAAAUACAACUCCUGUACACUUUAGUCCCUGGUAAUAAAAGGCUGACCACCUGCACCAUAUUAUAGUUUGCAACACCUUUAAAAUUUGCCUUCCAGAUCAACUGGAGGCUCAGUUGUGCUAAAUUUUACUCGCAUGGGUGCAUUUCUGAGGUCAAAGACUGAUGACUGAUUGAUUCAAGUAAGGAUUUGAAAGGUCCUGCCCAGAGAACCUGACUGAGGAAAUGAAUUGGAAUUGAACACUGAAUUGUGAGUUUACUUACUGCUGGUGCUACUCUCCAUGGAGAAUUACAGCUUUUUAGUAUUGUGCAAUUGUAAUGAAAGAACCACAGGAAAAAUAAGUGCAGGUGUGGCAGGUGGUGCAAAAGCAGACAGCUGGAGCCUGCAGCAGUUGGGAAUGCUGGGAGCGGCUUCCCCAGGCUGGGCUGGCAGAUCUGCUCAUGGAUCAGCCUCUGGACCAUGGCAGCUUCUCAGCCAGGCACAGGUAGAGCGUGAGGGGAGUUCCCCCUGCUCUGCUGACUGUGAGUGACUCGGGUUGGGGCACAGAUGCAGUCCCUGCUCCCAGGGGCAGGGUGGGUGCCAGGUGGGUCAGGCAGUGCUGGGGCAGCAGCAGCUUUGCCUGUGUAACUUUGAUCAUUCACUCCUCCCAUGUCCACUAGAGCCUGAAGAACCCAUGGAUGCAGGACUAGGCUAUCAUCCAUGGUUCCCAGGUGUGGCUAUGCACUGCCCAGUGACCUUAGUCUUUUCAUGACACUGUCAACAUAAGUAUCUUCCUUACAGUUCUAAGCCUUGGUUCUAAAAAAAGCCCAGCAAAGUUAAAAGAAUCGCCAUGUAGUUAAUAGCCACCUCAGUCAUGAUAUUAUUUGUUGGCUGAGGUUACAUCAUUCCCAUUCUUUGGAAAAUAAUAGUCAUUGUGAGUUUCUGGGUCUUGCAGCCUUGUGUUCUGCAAUGUGAUCCUUUUUUAGAAGGUCCUCAGUAAAUUAGGCACUCAGUUCUUCCCUUGGGUUCACUCUGCUCAAAGUGUGUGCAUGUGAAUUUAGCUCUUCCUAUUAAAAAAGGAAGAUGCUUAACCUGAAACUCCAAAUUCUUCAGGAUAGUGCUUCAAUAUAGAGCAAAACGUGUUUUUUCAAAUAAGUAUUACAAGCAAAGUGUCUGCUUAAACUUUGUUGUGUGCAAACAAACCCACCAGUGUUAACAUUUUCUCUCUGGACUGUUGAAAAUCGAACCUUUGGUUUGAUAGUGUCAACUGAAGUGAAAUACAUGAGAUUGUAAGACAGAAAGAAGGCUGUAACUCCUUCACCAUGAAGUACAUAGGUAUCUCUACCUCUUGUUCUUAGACUUGAAUAGUUGAAGGUUACCAUCCUUUUGUCCCAGGAUUUUAUGCCUGGGUGAGUAAUCUAUUUUUUUUAAUUGACCCAAGUUAAGUAUUAUCUAUUUGCCAUAGUUUUUGGUAUACUGUGUUUAAUGUGUAUGCAAUGGACCCUUGGAAAGGGAGCCGGGUCAAGCUGCAAACCAGUGUGUUGGUCCUCCCGGGUGCUACUUUUGGAGUGCAAUAGAGUGGCCGAGCAGAGCUCCAUGGCCUGGGCUCAGGGGCCUCUGUCAGCACAUCCUCUUCCCUGCUUGGGCUGCCUGUACUGACAGUGAAUUGAAGAUGGAGCAGCUGCUCCCCAGGAGGGAGCCACCAGCCUUUUCGUUUGCCCUUGAAAAGCUUUAGGAACCCACCUGAUGCAGUGCCAUGAGUGUAUUUUUAUUUUAAUCAAAAAUACUGUGUUUUGUUCAUGUUGGACUGGACCUGUAACACCCAGCAAAGAUGGGAGCUGCAAAAGCAUAAAGGCUGCACUCAUCCUUUUCCUCUUGGAGAUCAGAAUCCUGCUCAGGAUAAAACCCCUAUGCCUGAGUAAAGCUGGAGUGUUCUCAAGGGCACUGGAGGUGCCAGAGUGGCUUCAGUGCUCAGCUGUGUUCAUUAAUGCAUUGAGGGGGGUGUGUUUUUUUCAUGCAGCACAUCUGUGUCCCCUGCUCUCCUUCCCCAAAGCAAACUACAACACAAUUACUGUCAUGGCAAAUCCCCAGGAGAUGCGAUGCUGUAGCAACUGUUGCUGCAAGAGUCUUCUUCCAGUGUGUGUGAGGGCUGCUUUUGGGGUGUGACCUCUUGCACUAUUAGGACGGGCGUGGGUUUCAAGAGAACAUGUGAGACAAUAGGUAAAAGGAGCGUGGACGUUCUUGUCCUGACAGCUUGCCUUAAAUCACUGACAUUGCAGCGGUUCCUUGCUACUAUUGCAAUCCUCAGUCUUUGAAAAUCCAGCAGGUUCUGUAGGUUAUACUAUUUUUGGUUUUAAUUUUUUAAAUAAGUAUCUAUCUUUGCAUAAUUGCACUCUUCAGAUAAGCCCUUUUUGGAUAACAUGUCAUUUCUCACACAGGAAAAAAAAAAAAAUCCAUCUCCAGUGUUUGUGUUGUAAAGUGGGGUUUUUUCCCUCCUGUAAAUUAUAUUUGGACUAAAGGUUGCCUACUCUUGAACCAGCGUGUUUACUUGAAUGUUGCCAUGUUAUGCAGUAACAGCUGCUGACUCUUGCUCUUCUCUGGGCCCAUGAGAGUGGAGAUCGUGUGACCAGAGGUGGCAAACCUUGCACAGAGGAUCAGUGGAGCUGAAGGCUGUGCUACUCCCAGGUGUAUUCCACAUCAGAGGACUGAAUAGUACUCAAUAUUUUGAAAUUGUGAUUUUUUAAGUCACGUUAAACAUAGUUAUCUUAAAUAUAUGCUUGCUUUCUUAUCUGUAAGUUUGAAAUAGUCUUUAAAAAGGAGAUGGACUGGCAGGAGUGGUGGGAGGGCUUCAUGCUCUUAGUUGUUGAGUAACUCAAGUUCCAGGAGCUCCAGGAUGGGACUGUCAGAAUUAGGUCCUGACCCAACACUGUUGGGGUUUGCACUGGCUGGUCUUGAGGGCAUGAAGCAAAUGCAAGGCCUUGAUGGGCUCCCUGGAGAAGGGUCAGCCUGGGAGAGCUGGUUGGUGCAGCUGGGUUUCUUUCUUGAGGCCCCAGUUUAGCCUCACGUCCCCCUCUGUGGAAGGAAGGCAUUUUGAUAGUGUUUGCUCCAGUGUAACCAAGGAAGUCCUGGGAGCACAGCUUUGUGUGGCUGUCACUGAUCUCAUGUGAACACAGCUCCCUGAUCUGUCUCUCGGCUCCUCAGUAACCAGCAAGGGUGGGCAGGGUCAAAUCUUCAUGCCAGGAGUGUGUUUUGCCUUUUAAGACUUACCAAGAGAGAACCCAAUUUUCUCACUCUGGGAAUGAUGAAUGUGUUGUGUGUCACAGAGCAGCCCCUGGUUCCCCUCUGGGCCAACAGUGUCAGAAAUGUAAAUGUAAUGCUUGAAAAUGGCUGGAGUAAAUUCUGUUUCCUGGAGGACCUUUUUUUCAAGGGGAUGCAGCCAAAUUUGAAACCAUGAUCUAGAGGAAAAGUGGGAGAAUUUCAGGACAAUUCAUCUACUGAAUCCCAUUUGGUUUUUAGUUUUACAGUUACUCUUCUUGUAUCAAACUUUGCUCACUGUUGUUGUCUGGAACAGAAUGAAAACAGCGUCUUAUGGAAUGUGCAAUCUAAGGCACAAUGCAAAUAGGGUGUGAUAAGAAGGUUGUCUUUACUUGAUAGCAAUCCUGAGUGCAAUGUUUUUGUUGUGUCCCUUUUGGAAGAAGAGCAUUAAGUGCAGUCUGAGGUGUUUUUUUUCUUAUAAGCAAAGCAUUGGUUUGUUCAUUACUGACUUCUUGUGAAAUUUGUGCCAGAUGUAUAUUAAAUAUUUUGGUGCUUUUUCUAA
Corapipo altera (White-ruffed manakin) is the source of this 8565-nucleotide messenger RNA. RefSeq names its product defective in cullin neddylation 1 domain containing 3 (gene DCUN1D3). Gene Ontology annotation, biological process: positive regulation of ubiquitin-protein transferase activity; protein neddylation. Gene Ontology annotation, molecular function: cullin family protein binding; ubiquitin-like protein binding; ubiquitin conjugating enzyme binding. Gene Ontology annotation, cellular component: ubiquitin ligase complex. The transcript has 7 exons. Bases 596 to 1504 code for a protein of 302 amino acids. The record is from RefSeq and is a predicted model, not a curated record. Lineage: Eukaryota; Metazoa; Chordata; Aves; Passeriformes; Pipridae.